This is a messenger RNA of Sporothrix brasiliensis 5110, 753 nucleotides long. RefSeq lists its product as uncharacterized. The coding region runs from base 1 to 753 and encodes 250 amino acids. NCBI's taxonomy places the organism in Eukaryota, Fungi, Ascomycota, Sordariomycetes, Ophiostomatales, Ophiostomataceae. The record is from RefSeq and is a predicted model, not a curated record. The transcript has a single exon.
AUGUACGCCAAGACUGCUGCCCUCGCCGCGCUGGCCCUGCUCCCGGGCCUGACGCUCGGCCAGGUGUCAAACGACUUUGAGAGCGGCUGGGACCAGACGGCCUGGCCCAUCUACGCGCCCUCGUGCAACCAGGGCGGCAAAGUCACGCUCGACACGACGACCGCGCACAGCGGCAAGAACUCGCUCCGCGUCGACGGCGCCGGCGGGUUCUGCGGACACGUCUUCUUUGGCACGACCAAGGUGCCCAGCGGCGACCUCUACGUGCGCACGUGGCUCAAGGCGUCCAAGGCGCUGACGGCGUCGCACGUGUCGUUCAUCACCAUGUCGGACGCGUCGCAGGGCGCCGACAAGCACCUGCGCAUCGGCGGCCAGAGCCAGAUCCUCAUGUACAACCGCGAGUCGGACGACGCGACGCUGCCGGACCUGUCGCCGCAGGGCAUUGCCGCCUCGACGGCGCUGCCGACGGGCAGCUGGCAGUGCUUCGAGUACCACGUCGGCGCGGACGGCACGAUUGAGACGUGGCUCAACGGCAAGGCGAUUGCCGGCCUGACCAGCAAGGCGGGCACGGCCAACGCCAACGCGGCGCAGUGGCAGCGCAGCGCGCUCAAGCCCAAGAUCACGGGCGUGUACUUUGGCUGGGAGUCGUACGGCGGCGACACCAACACGUUCUGGUACGACGACGUGGCCAUCAGCGGCACGCGCGUCGGCUGCGACAGCAAGGCGGCCGCGACGGCAGCGCCGUCUUCGUCUUAA